AUUUGUUCCCAAGGUAAAAUCUAAAGGUACAGUUCUGACAAUUAACUGGUUCAUUUGAGCGAACUCGAUCUAGUAUUUAGGUACUGUGUCAUUGGUAAUAUCUUUCGGCAAAGAAUUAACAGAUCGGAAUAUACUCUGUGCAUAUUUAUAUAAAUUCAUAUUGUUAUGAAAACGACUGAAGGAAUGGAACCUAUAGGGAUUUGUUUCGCAUAUUUUUGCAUAGUAUUAUGCGUAUUGCGUGCAUUUUUUCAUGUUUAAAUUUCCCACAAAUGUGUAAAAACUUGCAGUCUAUUGAUUAUUAAUUCGCUUCUACGAACGCGUAAAAUAUUGCUUUCAAUUAUUAUUUUUUAUUAUUAGAAUUAUUUUACGUUCGCAAACACAUCGAGGAUUAUAAGAAACAAAGCUCGGAAAAAUUCGAAAUGCACACUUUACGUUGGACAUUCGCGCUUUUUACUCUGACCGGUAUUAUACGACCGUCCACGUGGAAAUAUUUAUGGAAAAGAGUUUUGUACGAUGUUUACACGAUCGUCGUGCUGCUGUUGCUCUUCAGUUUCGAAACUUCCCUAAUUCUGGAUCUUGUCAUCAACGUGGAUAAUCAAGAUGAUUUUAGUGAAAAUUUGUACGUAACGCUGGUGCUGUUCUCCAGCUGUUGCAAGGCUCUCGUGCUACUAAUUUAUCGAGGAAAUAUUGAAAUUUUAAUGGGCGUUCUGCUAGAGAAACCUUUCGCACCUGUGAACGACGAAGAGAUUGAAAUUCGAACGAAAUUCGAGGAACGAAUCGAAUGGAACUCCAAAGCUUACUCGUUUGUACUGCACUUCUUCGUGGCCUGGCUAUGGAUAGCCGCACUUCUUACAGACUUCAGACACGGAAGACUGAAAUUUCGAGCCUGGAUACCUUACGACUACAAUUCACCGCUUCUCUUUCUUUUUAGCUUUAUUCAUCAGAUCCUGGCCACGGUAUUCAGCACGAAUUUGAACAUCGUUUGCGAUUGUUUGUUCAGCGGUAUACUGAUUCACAUUUAUUGCCAAUUCGAGAUCCUUGAACACCGUAUGAAGAACAUUACGACGGACAAAAAUUACUCGGCGAAAUUCUGUGCACAUCAUCAUCACCGCAUAUACAAACGUGUAUUUUUCAUAAAUGAGCAGACUUUCGUAAUACAUGGUUAUGUAUCCGGGGAAACAAAUUACAGAUUCGCAUCGAUGGUGAACGAUAACUUCAAAAUGAUCAUGUCGAUGCAAUUUUUGAUAAGCACCGGAGCCGUGUGUUUCAAUCUUUAUCGAUUGUCGGUGAUGGAAUUUGGCCCGAAAUUUAUGGAAACAGCGACCUACACGUUGUGUCUGCUCAUGCAGGUAUUCUACUACUGCUGGUACGGCAACGAAGUCAAGCUGAAGAGCCUGGAAAUUCCUAACGCGGUGUUGGAAAGUAAUCUACCAUUUUUAGACGACAGCUCGAAGAAGAUUCUUUUACUGAUCAUGAGACGCGCGUUAGAACCUAUCGAGUUCACUAGUUGCCAUGUCAUCUCCAUGAACCUCGAAUCUUUCGCCAUACUGCUGAAGACUUCCUACUCAGCGUACAAUUUGCUUCAACAAAGCAAACUAAACGACUAAGAACCAUCGUAUUUUAAUCCGAGUGUAACAAGAAACAUGGACUAUUCACACGCAAACUAAUACAAAUGUUCUUUUUUUUACGACACACAUCAAUAAAUCAAUAUGUUAUUUCCCGUUCUGCUGUCUCUUUUGCUCGAAAUAAAAAUAAAAACCAUUCUUUGGCUAAUUAGCGCUCUGAUGA
This is a messenger RNA of Bombus terrestris (buff-tailed bumblebee), 1788 nucleotides long. RefSeq names its product odorant receptor 46a-like. Gene Ontology annotation, molecular function: odorant binding; olfactory receptor activity. The coding region runs from base 420 to 1607 and encodes 395 amino acids. NCBI's taxonomy places the organism in Eukaryota, Metazoa, Arthropoda, Insecta, Hymenoptera, Apidae. Gene Ontology annotation, cellular component: plasma membrane. Gene Ontology annotation, biological process: sensory perception of smell; detection of chemical stimulus involved in sensory perception of smell. The transcript has 5 exons. The record is from RefSeq and is a predicted model, not a curated record.